UGCAAGCCUCAUAAAUAUACUACAUUUUCAAAGUUUUUCUCUGGUGACCCUAUUUUCAGAGGAAGCAUUGUCAAUGGUGGGGCUUACAGUUCCGAAGUAACGAUCUCCAAAUUCACCCAUGCCUGGCAUCACAUGUAGAUCCUUGUUGAGUGACCUAUCUAUCUCAGAUGUCACUAUUUUCACUCUCGAAAAUUUUUCACAUACUUCACGUAACCCUUGAGGCGCCUGCAAAAGAAUGGCCAAGUUAAUGUGGGGGCUGUGGAAGCGGAGGAACUCAGUCGUCUGGGACGGGGAAUGGCAAGGAGCUGCAGCGGUCCUAAGCUGCUGCACUAAUGUUUGGUCCGCAUGGCAACAGGUGCAAAAGUCAGGGAAGAAGUGGAGGGGUCCAGGGAGAAUUCAGGAGGAUAAAUGGCAACGACCGAAAGCGGGAGCAAUUAAGAUGAAUGUGGACGCGGCUGUCAAUGAAGCAGGGGAAAUUAGAGCGUGGGGUUGGGUUGCCAGAGACGAGCAAGGAGAAUUUCUCAAAGCCCAUGGUGGUUCGUGUAAGGCGGCAGAGCCGGCGUUUAGCAUGUUCAACAUGCUCUACAGAACAGGGCCUCCCGAUUUCUGGGGACCCAAUUCUUUAAAAAAUUAUUAGUAUUACAUAGUAAUAUUAGAAAUAAAUACUAAUCAAUAAAAUAAAGUUUUU
Molecule: messenger RNA, 688 nt
Organism: Cuscuta epithymum
Lineage: Eukaryota; Viridiplantae; Streptophyta; Magnoliopsida; Solanales; Convolvulaceae
Source: the annotation of a GenBank genome assembly